Molecule: messenger RNA, 838 nt
Organism: Trichomycterus rosablanca
Lineage: Eukaryota; Metazoa; Chordata; Actinopteri; Siluriformes; Trichomycteridae
Exons: 4
Coding region: 1-666 (221 amino acids)
Biological process (GO): regulation of actin cytoskeleton organization; actin filament bundle assembly; actin filament polymerization
Cellular component (GO): stress fiber; synapse; neuron projection
Source: RefSeq, a predicted model, not a curated record
AUGCAGCAGGAGCUGUGGCUCUGGGCCAGAUCUCAGGUGCUUGCUUCUCUGAAAGCAGUGUGUGCAAUGAGAGCGGCUGCCUCGCACCCACACCCUCUACCUCUACCGCCACCGCCGCCGCCUCCACCACCGCCGCCGCCACCGUCCGAACACGACCUGAGACACGCUUCGUCCAGCGGGGAUGAGACCAGCCAGGACCAUGUCCCCAACUCACUAAGACUGUCACAGUUCAGGGGUCGAACGUCCAACAGCACAUUUCACAACAGCCAUGGGGUUCCACAUGGUCAUAACAGAGAAGAUACAGAUAAACCAAAUGCUUGCGAGUUCCCAUGGAUCCAACACAACCCGGUCAAGGCUUCAAGGCACCACCAGGAGCUGCACAGAGAGCUGCUAAUGGCCCACAAGAAAGGUCUGGCGGUGUGCUGUAGGCCGGAGCUGCAGAUGGUUAUGGAGAGGAGGAAGAGGGAGCAGACUCAGAAGGAGGAAGGAGAACAGUGCAGAAGCCCUCUGGAGCAAGUCCUUCUCAAAAGGCAACAAAAACAAGAGGAAAAGGAGCAAGAAGAGGAAGAGAAAAUCCGUCAUGAGAUUCAGCUGAUGGAAUUUGUCAGAGUGAGAUCAAAUUUGAAGAAAGUACAUUCAGCACUGCAGAAGAACACUACCUCCUAAACCUUAAACCACAUCAGUACCUGGAAGUUACUGGAUAUUAAUGUGAAUGGAUUCAAUGAGCUACUUCAGUCUAUUGGAAUGAACCUUAGAACAUUAUGACAGCUAACAAUGGAAUGUUUGCAUUUUGAAUGCAGCUGUCAUGAACACGUAGAAUCUGUAUACCUUUAUACAC